AUCUCAGUCAAAUCGGUACAGAACUGUUUCAGAGUAAACGUCGUUUUAUACAACUAUUAUUAUUAUAUUUGAAUUGUUUUUGCUUUAACAUUGAUUUAUUUCUAAUUUCAUUUCCAGGUGAAAUAUCUGCUCCUCAGACUCAGGUAAAAAAGUAUAAUUUUCUGUAAAAGUUCCACCUGGUUUAAAAAUACUAUUGCGAUUGUUGCUUUAAAUGUAACGCAUUCCUUUUCUCUUCUGAAUUCAGACAUGAACUCGUCGUCUUGGUCUAACCUGACGGUGGUGGUGGAGUACAGAGACUCUUUCACCAAAGCCCUGACAAAGAAUGUGAUGGUGGUUGUUCUCAGCAUCUCCAUCAACUACAUCAACAUUGGUCUCAUACACACCUUCUGCAAACAUCAGGUCUUCUACACAAACCCUCGCUACAUCCUCUUUAUCCACCUAGUGGUGAAUGACAUGAUCCAAGUGACGCUGUCCGUGAUCCUGUUCGUCAUCAGCUACGUCAUCUACAGACUCCAGGUCCACGUCUGCUGCGUCCUGAUCCUGAUCGCCCUCUUCACCACGGAGAACACUCCUCUGAACCUGGCCUGCAUGGCCGUGGAGUGUUACAUCGCCGUCUGCUUCCCCCUCCGUCAUGUCCACAUCUGCACCGUCAGGAGAACCUGGUUUCUGAUUGGUCUGAUCUGGACGACCAGCAUGCUGUCGGUUCUUCCGGACCUCUUCAUCACUUUAGCCUUGGAGCCCGUGGACUUCUUCUUCACCCGGGUCUUCUGUCUGAGGGAAACGGCCUUCAGGAAUCCUGCGAUCAUCCAGAAGAGGGACAUUACUUACAUCAUCUACUUGGUCAUUGUCUGGUUCAUCAUCUUCUUCACCUAUUUCAAGAUCCUGUUCACCGCCAAGACGGCAAGUGGAGACGCUAAAAAAGCCAGAGACACAAUAGUCCUACACGGGUUUCAGGUUCUUCUGUGCAUGGCCACAUAUGCAGAACCAUUGCUGAAACAUACACUGUGGCUCUAUUUCCCCAGGAACUACACCGAUUCCCUUUUUGCCAUGUACAUCAUCGUUCAGAUCCUGCCACGCUCAAUUAGUCCAAUCAUCUACGGCAUACGGGACAGAACCUUCAGGAGUUACCUGAAACAGUGCCUGCUGUGCAAAUUCGGUCAAACGGAACAUCUUUCUCUUUAGACCAUCUAGGGUUCCUUAGAACUUCGAGCAACCAAGCUGCAAGAAGAUACAUAGUUAGAUAUUAACAAGGACUAUUUUAAAGGCCAUGGGUGGGUCUGUGAAACCUUAAUUAGUCCAUAGUUCUAAGUCUUUGGAAAUUGUUUUCUUGUAUUAUUGUAUUGUACUAUUGUUCCUACAAAGCAAACACUCUUAGUUCCUGGUAGUUUCCCUAGUUCCUGGCUUGCAGAGAAACAUGGCCCACAGUUGUAUCCCUCUACCCUACUGAGCUUUCUAGUUCUA
Cynoglossus semilaevis (tongue sole) is the source of this 1461-nucleotide messenger RNA. Its product is annotated as adenosine receptor A3-like. Gene Ontology annotation, molecular function: olfactory receptor activity; odorant binding; G protein-coupled receptor activity. NCBI's taxonomy places the organism in Eukaryota, Metazoa, Chordata, Actinopteri, Pleuronectiformes, Cynoglossidae. Gene Ontology annotation, cellular component: membrane. Gene Ontology annotation, biological process: G protein-coupled receptor signaling pathway; detection of chemical stimulus involved in sensory perception of smell. The record is from RefSeq and is a predicted model, not a curated record. Bases 247 to 1182 code for a protein of 311 amino acids. The transcript is spliced from 2 exons.